AUGAAACAGGAUGAGGGCAGCCGCUCCUCUGCUCUGGGACUUUCCAGGGGGAGAAGUUUAAGUGAUUUGGAAAAAAGGCGACUCCUGUCCCGUAUCAGACCUGAGGAGAUGGAAGAGCUGGGGCAGCCGUGGCCUGGCUUCACCCAUACCCGGAUCCCCAGGCCCCAGCUUGUGUGGCAGCCAGUACAGUACCGCAGGCACUGGCCGGGCUCGAGCCUGGUGUUCAGAAACCCCACUUUCCCAUGCAGCAUGAGCCAGUUUCCAGCAAAGAGCUCUUCCCAGCGUCCGCCCCUGGGGGAUUCACACUCCUGGCUACCCUCCAUAGAGAGCCUCUCAAUGGAUGACUUUUGGAUGGAGGUGGAGAACAUGAAGCAGAGUGAUGAGCUGAAGCAGGAGGAGGGUAAUAUUACUGAAGCCCAGAUCCCAGAAGAGGGUGAGGCAGAAGCCCAAUGGCUUCAGGACACAGGCUUGGCUGACCUCAUUGGGUCCCCUAAGCCAGACAGUGAUAACAGAGUGCUCCUGUCCACGCUCACAAAGACCCAAGCGGCUGCUGUGCAACGGAGACUAGACACAUACACGCGCUCGAUCCGUAAGAAAAACAAGCCACCAGUGAGGGACGUCAGAGACAUCUUUGGCACCUUUGAUUCUGGGGAUGUGUUAACAGAGAGAGUGGAUCCAGAAGGGAAGUGGACACAGCUCAAAUCCAGACCUGCAGAAUCCCCACCAGUAGCAGAUUAUCCAGGAUGUGUGGAAUAUCCUUGCCCAGUUCCAAGUUCUGGGAAGGAGGAAAUAUUCAGCACUGAUUCUGCAUAUUCGGAGCAAGCAGCUCUCCUGCAAAAAGGAACACUAUCCCCAGAAACCAGGUGGAUGAAGGGCAAGGGCUCACUGCCGAAGUUUAGAAUUCCCAAGGGAAGACUCGGAGUGACAAGAAUAGGAGACUUAUCACCACAGGAUAUGAAGAAGAUCCCCACUCUGGCUCUGAUUGAAUUGACGGCCCUCUGUGAUAUUUUGGGACUGGACUUGAGGAGGAGCAAGGCAGGAAAAUGGAAGGCAACAGAGAACCGGCUUUUUGGAGUCCCCCUUAGCACUUUGCUGGAGACUGAUCAGAAAGUUGUCCCCAACACACAAGUCCCAUUGAUUCUACAAGCUCUGCUUUCCUGUUUGGAGAAGAGAGGGUUAGACACUGAAGGGAUCCUGAGAGUAUCUGGCUCCCAGACCAGGAUUAAGAGUUUGGAGCAGAAGCUGGAGAGAGAGUUCUAUGCAGGCCUCUUCAACUGGGAUGAGGUCCAUCAAAAUGAUGCAUCAGGUUUGCUGAAGAGGUUCAUCCGAGAACUUCCUACUCCACUGCUCACAGCCGAAUACCUGCCUGCCUUCACCAUGGUGCAGAAUAUCCCAGACCUGAAGCAGCGGUUACAGGCUCUGAAUCUGCUCAUCUUGAUUCUUCCUGAAGCGAACAGGAACACCUUAAAGGCCCUGCUGGAAUUUCUCAGGAAGGUAGUUGCCCGAGAGCAGAACAACAAAAUGACUUUAUGGAAUGUUUCCAUGGUGAUGGCACCAAAUCUCUUCAUGCAUAAAGGACAGCCUCACAGAAUCCCAGAGGGAAAGGGAAAGCAGCUGGCCGAGGGGGCUGCCGAUGUCGUCCGGGCCAUGAUCCAUUACCAGGACCUUCUGUGGACUGUCUCCUCCUUCUUGGUGGCCCAAGUCCGGAAACUGAAUGAGAACAGCAGCUGGAGGCAUCAGUUCUAUGACAGACGGAUCAAGAACUUCCUUAGGAAGAUACACACGGACAAGGACAAGGCAAGCAAGACCCCUGAAGAGCCCUCCAAAGUGGUGAAAAUCCAGGCUGCUCUGAUCCUGAAGGACUGUUUAGAGGUACACCUACACAACGGCACCAAAGCUGCUGAUGUGCUCAAGCAGUUCCAAAGGCACCUCUGCUCCAACAGCUGGAAUGUCAUGAACACAGUCAGCGUAAUCCAAUGUAACGGGCCUAUUGAAUCAUCAAACCUACUCCUCUAUGAAGUCGGUGGGAACAUAAGUGAACAUUGCCUGGAUCCAGACACCUACCUCUUAGACCUGUAUCACACCAACCCCCAUGGGGAGUGGGUCAUCAAACAGAGCCCUACCUUAUCUCGAACACUUUAGGAAAGUUACCAAGGGUCAGAAAGAAAGAAGAGCAGCAGGAAGAAUUUUUUUUCCUUUUGAGCAUCUCUGUGCCAUUUCCUUCAUCCAGUGCCUUUAUCGGGGAGGUGUGCAGAAUUCAACCUGAAGGUGGGCAGAGAUGUGGAAGCCACAGAUCACUUCAUGUUCCAAAGAAUCCAGCUGAUCAACAGCAUAGUGCCUACCAUUAGUGAUGUAUGAAUAACCCAUCUAGGUGGGCAGACAUUCUCCUACAAAUCAUUCCAGCCAAUGGUUGCCCAGAAACCAACCUGGCAGUGAAAUCCUUGCCUAUUCUUGGGCAGUGACUCAUGGUAGAAGGAGAGAAAACAGGGUUCUAGAAACUAAUUCUGAAAGAAGUGUGCAACUGAGAAAGGCAUUCCCAUUGUGAAAAACUUUGUGGCUACCAGUCAAGAGAUCAGCUCCCUCAUGUUUUCUGCUACUCACAUAGUUCUCUACUCUGUGCAGAGAAGAAAUACUGCUUCUCAGGGAUGCAGUAGACUCUUUCCCAGGCAAGAGAGCUCAAUCCGCCCAUCCAGCCACCCAUCCAUCCACCCAUCCACCCAUCCAUCCAUCCAUCCAUCCUGCCCUCAAGGACCUUACAUUCUACUGGAAGAUCCUCUCCAAGAUGGAGGAUGUGGACUGUUACCCUAGUCACUCACUUCCUCAGCUGCCUACUCUGACUUUCCAAAGUGAUUUUGUCCUUCUUAUUCACGAGACUAUGGAGUUGCUGCCCUCAGAGUCCACCAUUGGUCAUUUUCCAGAAAUCAAGCUGAGUGUUAGGGGUCGUUGAAGAUGUAUUUUGACCCUUUUUUGCCAGUUCAAUGACCCAGUAUUACUUCUUGCUUCAGAAGCAUCCAGUGUCUUAACUUUUAAAAAUGUGUCUGGUAUGAAGUCUGAUAACCCCAUUGGAAAUCCCUGCUCCAUAUCUGAGAUUUGCUGAUAGAAGAGUUCCUAGGGAAUCUUUCCUACUCUGACUCCACUGAUGACACUGAUGACACUCGGAGAUGUCCUGUGCCCCGAGCCACAUUGCUGUCUCCUUCCCUUGGGUUUCAUUAUUGUCUUGGAGAUGUGAUCUUUGUCUCCAAACCAUGUACAUGUUGAUAGUUAAAUGCAUCUUGCAGAAUGUAGAGAAUGAAGCAAAGCCAGGCAGUUGUAUUGCCUGGGGGAUGAGAUCUUCACGCCUUUCUGAUAUGGUUGAAAAAGUCAAAGUAGCCACAAUUACAAUCCUGACUCUGGCUAUCUCCCAGAUAGAAGUGGAGACUUUGCCCAUGUCAGGGACAAUAAAAGCACCCCAUCUUCCCAAGCACAGUUUUGGGGGGGCAGGACCCCACUGUCCCCCUCCACUGUCCUCAGAUUUGGCUGGAGUUGUAUCUGUGCCUGAAUACCCUGGCCUGUAGCCAUGAUCAGGGAGGCAAAGAGGAGAUACUGUUCUCUGACCUGAGUUUAUACAGUUGCAACAACCCACACUUUGGUGAGAGGCAAGAAGUAGCAGCUUGGCCAGAGACCAAAACAACAAGAAUGGGUAGGGUGCAGCCCUGUGCCCUAGGGUUUCCUCCUGCAUGGCCCCAUUUACCAGAACAGAAUGGACUUCUGACUUUUCCUCCUGGCUCCUUGAGCGUCUCCGAUGCCUUCUAAUUCCUCUGCCUCCUCCCCAUUGUGGAUCAGUGCUUCUUGCUCCAGACAUCCUAGUGUCCAUGUGCUGUGAUCUUGCCAUACUGAGAAUCCAUUUGGUACUUCUGGGCCUCCAUGAGUUUUAUCACCAUACUUUGGGUUUAAUUGUAGAUUGUGGCCUAUAGAGAUGGGAGCACAGAAGUCCAGUAGCUCAGUAAAGAGGCCAAGUUUUUUUUCAGGGAAAUUGCUGUGAAUUUGACAUGUAAUAAUGAUGCAGUUAGCUGGCCUGGAAUUUGAGACCCAUGCUACCUUUGGCGGGUCCCUUAACCUCUCUGGGUCUCAAUUCUUCCUUUGUAAAUGGAGUUUGGGUGGGGUAGGGGUGGUGCUAGAUGAUCUUUGAGGUCCCUUGCAACCUUCCCUUGACUUCAAAUCAUGGAGCAAAGAUAGCGUCCAUUCUUGGGACUGCAUUUAGAUUGAAGGGAAAGGUGGUGCCAGCAUUGUCAGCAGAGACAGUGGUCAUAGGACUGUAAGAUUUGGUGCUGAAAGGGACCUUAGAGAUCAUUCCAUCCAUGGGCUUCAUUUUUUAUAAAUGAAGAAACAGAAGCGCAGAAAAGUGACGUGACUUGCCCAGGCUUGCAGAGCCAAGAUUCACACCCAGGUCUUGUGAUUCCAGACCCUAGGGGCUCUUUCCAUGACCUCACACAGGUGUUCCCGCCAUCUUUUAUUUCCUUGCUUGGCAGAGGAGAAGAAAAUGAAGAGGUUAAAA
Dromiciops gliroides (monito del monte) is the source of this 4534-nucleotide messenger RNA. RefSeq names its product Rho GTPase activating protein 40 (gene ARHGAP40). Gene Ontology annotation, molecular function: GTPase activator activity. Gene Ontology annotation, biological process: regulation of actin filament polymerization; signal transduction; regulation of small GTPase mediated signal transduction. The coding region runs from base 1 to 2142 and encodes 713 amino acids. The transcript is spliced from 16 exons. NCBI's taxonomy places the organism in Eukaryota, Metazoa, Chordata, Mammalia, Microbiotheria, Microbiotheriidae. The record is from RefSeq and is a predicted model, not a curated record. Gene Ontology annotation, cellular component: cytoplasm.